Molecule: messenger RNA, 441 nt
Organism: Aspergillus bombycis
Lineage: Eukaryota; Fungi; Ascomycota; Eurotiomycetes; Eurotiales; Aspergillaceae
Product: resistance to Congo red protein
Exons: 3
Coding region: 1-441 (146 amino acids)
Biological process (GO): vesicle-mediated transport
Cellular component (GO): intracellular membrane-bounded organelle
Source: RefSeq, a predicted model, not a curated record
AUGGGUGUCAUCUACGCCCGCCGAGAGUGUGGAUAUAAUUCCUGGGGCGAAUGGGUCUGCAGGCCGAGUAGCUGGUAUGAUUGGGGUCGUUGGGUAGCGUUUGCCGUCAUUGUUGGUUGUGCUUUCAUCAUAUUCUUUCUUUUUGCAUGCCAUAACGCUCGCCGCCGUCGCACUCGCGGCCUUCAACCUCAUCCGGGUACGGCAUGGCUUGCUGGCCCGCCUCCCUACGGACAACAACAUCAACAUCCUUACUAUGCAGACCCUCAUUAUCAGCAACAGCCACCGCCUCAGUAUACACCCCAACCGCAAGCCUACGGCUACUUUGGAGGACAGCAAACGGGCAUCGAGUUGCAGUCACCGCCGCAUGCGUAUCACAACGGAGCCGAGCGGGCCUACCAGCCACCACCGGGCCCUCCCCCACCGAAUGCCAGCAAAGUAUAA